Daldinia caldariorum is the source of this 3201-nucleotide messenger RNA. RefSeq names its product IDO-domain-containing protein. Gene Ontology annotation, biological process: 'de novo' NAD+ biosynthetic process from L-tryptophan; DNA-templated transcription. Lineage: Eukaryota; Fungi; Ascomycota; Sordariomycetes; Xylariales; Hypoxylaceae. The record is from RefSeq and is a predicted model, not a curated record. The transcript is spliced from 8 exons. Bases 1 to 3201 code for a protein of 1066 amino acids. Gene Ontology annotation, molecular function: zinc ion binding; indoleamine 2,3-dioxygenase activity; DNA binding. Gene Ontology annotation, cellular component: cytoplasm.
AUGCCGGGUCGUACUCAACCUCUGCCAGAUUGCGGCGGCAUGACUCCACGUCAUCAUGAACUGCUUCGUAACUAUUCGAUCUCAAGAAAUGGCUUCCUUCCGGAGAAAGAACCCUUGAACCGUCUACCAGAACCUUACUAUACCCCCUGGGAAUCUAUAUUGGAUAAUCUUCCGUCAAUGCUAAGAGACAAGUCGAUCCGGAAAUCUGUAGAUUCCAUAGGGGUUCUUUCGACGGGUAGACUCGCCAAAGAGGAAGAAUGGCGGCGGGCUUACGUAGUGCUAUCAUUCUUAGCUCAUGCGUACAUCUGGGGUGGUGAAAAGGCAUCAGAGGUGCUCCCCCCAGCGAUAUCUGUACCGUUUCUUCAAGUUUCGGAGCAUCUCCAUCUUCCACCGGUUGCGACGUACGCGGCUCUUAAUUUAUGGAACUUUACCUGCGAUGGACCCGACUUUCGAGAUCUCGACAAACUGGGGGCGAUGCACACAUUUAGUGGCACGGAAGACGAGGCAUGGUUCUAUUCGGUAUCGGUAGCGAUGGAAGCGGAAGGCGCCUACAUAAUUCCGGUUAUGCUCCAAGCACUCGAAGCGACUCAAAUCCGGGAUUAUUCGGCGAUAACCAGAGCGCUAGAUCAACUAAUAAUCUGCAUCGGGAAUCUCGGCAGACUUCUCGAUCGAAUGGAUGAGAGAUGCGACCCGAUGGUUUUUUACCACCAGAUUCGUCCGUAUCUAGCGGGAAGUAAGAAUAUGGCGGCUUCGGGACUUCCCAAUGGCGUCUUAUACGAAAACGAACAGGGAUUACUCUGUUGGAAACAGCUGAGAGGUGGGAGCAACGGGCAAAGCUCGCUUAUUCAAUUUCUUGACAUUGUCCUCGGAGUGGAACACACGUCGCCUGGGGGUAGCACGGGUGAAGCCGUAACAAGUUUCCACGAAGAGGUCCGCUCCUAUAUGCCGGCGCCGCACAGAGCAUUUUUAGAGCACGUCUCACGAAUGGGUAGUAUAAAAGAGCUCGCUCGCGAGCAGUGUGAUUCGGAGAAACAAAGACAGAUGCAGCGAUCAUUUCGAGCUGCCACCAAAGCGCUCGGUGACUUUCGCAAUAGGCAUAUGCAAAUCGUAACACGAUAUAUCAUCGUACCGUCGAGGAAACAGUUCCAAGGUUCGGUGGUGAAUCUAGCCACCGCAUCAUCAAGGUCUAAAGAGGGCACAAAAGCGCAGUUGACUGGGACUGGGGGAACAGCAAAUCCCAGGACACGGGAUUUGCCUUCUCCGGCGUCUCCUGCGGUAGUCCAAUCACCCGUUCCGUCCGUGAGGCCGGAUGCAUCUACCGAUAUUCCCGUUUCUUCAACCGAGCCCUCUUGCGGUUACACGCACGCUCAAGGCCGCACCUCGGAUGACGUCGCCCUCCGUAGCGAUGCCUCCGCCGAAGAAGAAGCAGACGUACCCCGCGAAGCCCGAUUAUUGUGUGAUGCUCACGGAAAGCUAACCUUCGUCGGGGAUUGCGCUCCGCUCUCUCUUUUCCAGACUGUACGCCAGAUAGUGACAUCUCGAGUCGAUCCGAACGCCUUUACUGCGCAGACAGGACAAGCAGAUCGGGUUUCUAUGCUGGAAAACUCUUCCUCUCAUCCGCCACUCUCGGCUAUCGGCAAGGAACCCCGUGUCGACUCUAAUAGAGUACCACGGCUAGUUCACUUAUUUACAUCAGCGACCUCGGGACUAGUUAGUCUCUUUGAGAAUGAGCAUCUGACGAACAAUAUAUCGGCAUGGAUUAACGACAUAGGAGGAUCCGCCAAUGCCAUAUCCGCAGUCAAUUACUUAGUCCUGGCUAUCGGUUCGCAGUCCGUCGACGAAGAAUCCGCCGCCGAGCUUUUUCAACAUGCGAAGACCUUGGCCCUAUCAUCCCUCGGUGGCGAUUUGGGGAUUGAGACGGUCCAGGCUUUCGCCCUCAUCACCAUAUAUAUGCUUCGAGCAUGCCAGAUUAACGGAGCUUAUCUUUUCUUUGGCAUCGCCGCCCGGGCGGCCUACUCGAUUGGCCUUCAUAGAACGGAAGUGAAUACUCGGUUCGGAUCUAAUAUGCAUUCUCAGAGGGAUCGCCUUUGGAAGAGCUUGAGAGUUCUAGACUUAUUUCUCAGCAUAUCUAUGGGUAGACCACCAUCUAUGUCGGAUAUAGACUGCACCGUACCGUGUCGUACAUUUAAUGUUAACGGUCAAGAGCAGUACGAACUUUUGGAUGCUUCGGUUCAGAUUCUCUCCAUCACCGAAGAAAUCGUUCUCCGAGUAUACUCUAGAAGAAAGAUUUCUUUACAGCUCACGGAGGGAAUAUCCCGCCAACUUCGAGAUUGGUCAGGUAGAUGGCUUUCUCGCUUAAAACAAACCGUUGCCGAACCGUCGCGGGAGGAUGGAGCAGAGACCAUCGGUGCGUGUCAAGUCAUGUCUUCUUAUUAUUAUGCCGUUAUGCUAGUGACCAGACCCUUCCUGAUGUACGAGUUGUAUAAGCGUCUACCAGAUCCAGAUAUUCCCACUGCGGCCAAUGGCGGUGGUGACAGCUCGGGGAGGGUAAAGCUAGCAAAUGCAUGCAUUGAUGCUGCAAGUUUGAUGGCCGAAUCAGUAGCGGGUUUGGUAAAUAAGCAGAUCCUAGACGAGCGCAUGCCGUUGAUAGUGUCGUGGCUAUUCGCCUCGUCUUUAGUGCUUGGUGUUGGUCUCCUCGGGGGCUUUGGGCGAAUACUCGAAAAAUACGCUUGGAUGUCUAUCACCGGACUGGAAUACUUUGCGAGGGGCGACGCGCAUGCUUUGCAAUACUCGCUUAUUGCCAAGUCCUUAUUGUCUAGCGCUCUAAAACACCUUCAAAAGCAGGACGUCGACGAACGUCUUCGAAUCACGGAGAGCUCGUCCAAGCUAUUCGGACUAGUGCCAAAAGAACGGCAACCCCAUGAGGCCCCUCCACCCACCCAUGAUACCCAGCCAAGGAUGCUCCCAUCGGACCCGGGGACGACCGAUAUGCCUCAGAGUCUACCAACGCACGAUCUAUUCCCUUCGCCAUUUCACGACAUAGAUCCGGCCCUUCUAUCGUUAGGUUAUUCGUUUGAUUCCACAGCAGGUGCCUUUCUAGGUAGAGACCAGCAGGAUCGUAUUGAUCAUGUUUUUGGUGCCCUAAACCUAUUCCCCUUAUUGGACGGCAAUGGUCAUAUAGAUCUCGUCCAUAAUUUUUAA